AUGGCCGCCCAUUGCAGCCGCGUUGCAGGGCGAGCUCGGUACCCCGGUAUACCGCUGAUGAGCCGGUGUUUGCGCAGGUAUUCGAGCGGUUGUGGCCAGGCAGUGCCCAAAGAGCCAUCUUUUCGGCCGCCUUCGCUCGAUGUACCACCUCGAUCCUCGCCCGAACCUCAAUUACCAUCGUCUCGCCUUGACUCACUCAAGGAUGCAAGGCCGUUCUCCUCCUUCUUGACAGAUACCUUUAACCGACAGCAUGAUUACCUUCGGAUCAGCAUCACCGAGCGCUGCAAUCUGCGGUGUCUCUAUUGCAUGCCAGAAGAAGGCGUCCCACUUUCACCGCCAGAACAUCUGCUCACCACACCAGAAAUCGUGUACCUUUCGACCCUGUUUGUAUCACAGGGAGUGACAAAGAUACGACUGACGGGUGGGGAGCCUACAGUGCGCAAGGACAUACUACCGAUGAUGCAGGAAAUCGGCAAGUUGCGUCGUGAUGGGCUUAAAGAAUUAUGUCUGACUACAAACGGAAUAUCACUCCACCGGAAACUUGACAGUAUGGCUGAAUCAGGACUGACCGGAGUCAACUUGAGCCUUGAUACCUUAGAUCCUUUCCAGUUCCAGAUCAUGACAAGACGCAAAGGGUUUGAAGCUGUGAUGAAGAGUAUCGAAAAGAUAUUAGAGCUAAACGAACGCCACGGCGCUGGCAUUAAGCUAAAGAUAAACUGCGUGGUCAUGCGGGGUAUAAAUGACCGGGAGAUACUCCCCUUUGUCGAGCUGGGCCGUGACAAGGUGCUCGAGGUCCGGUUCAUAGAAUAUAUGCCAUUCGAUGGGAACAAAUGGAGUAAAGGGAAGAUGUUCUCCUACCAGGAGAUGCUUGAUGCCAUCAAAGCAAAGUAUCCGGGUUUUGAGAAAGUACCCGAUCACAAGAAUGAUACCAGCAAGACAUACCGGGUUCCAGGCUUCAAAGGGAAGGUUGGCUUCAUUACUAGUAUGACACAUAACUUCUGCGGGACAUGUAACCGUCUCCGGAUCACUAGCGACGGGAACCUGAAGGUGUGCCUCUUUGGCAACACGGAAGUGUCUCUGAGAGAUAUGAUCCGGCAGGAAAACAACAACAAGCCAAUAUCUGAGGAUGCUUUGCAGUCCUUAAACCUCCUCGAGUCGGCUAGACAGGCUGCUCGAGCUGAGGACCAAGGCUAUCCAGUGAAUGAGCGGGAGAGAGAACUUUUGGAUAUAAUUGGCGCCGCUGUCAAGCGCAAGAAGGCAAAACAUGCCGGGAUUGGUAUCUUGGAGAAUAUGAAGAACCGUCCCAUGAUACUGAUUGAUGAAACUACUCCUAGGAAUAUUCACCAUUACAAUCAUCGCCCUCCGGUUAAAAGAAGGCCCCGAACACUAGACUCAUCCCGUCAGUCGUGGGAGUCUAUUCCAAUCCAUCUCCUUGGUAUCGACAGGUCAACGGGGCAUUCCCCCCGUUUAUAUUCUACUUGGAAAUCUUCGACAGGCGUAGAACCGCCGCCUUCAACUUCGUCACAAUCGAAACCGACCAAAGAUAGCACCAUUCGUGACCUUCCAACCGCGUCCCAUACAAAGCUCCCCCAUCUUACUCCAAAUGAAACCGUCCAUAUGACAUCAAUAGGUCAUAAGCCAGAAACUAAUCGUUUGGCGACUGCUGUGUGUCGAGUUACAUUCUCCAAUCCGACGCCUAUAUCACUUCUAACUACUGGCGACGGCCUUAUGAAAAAGGGAGAUGUGCUGUCUGUUGCACGCAUAGCAGGCAUUAUGGCCGCUAAGAAGGCAGCGGAUAUCAUCCCACUGGCUCACCCCGGUCUGGGAAUAACUGGUAUUGAAGUAGAUGUUGCAGUAUGUCCGCCUGACCCAGAGGAGAAUAUGCCAAAUGAGAAGAACAGGGUAGACAAUGGAGUUCAUGGCAGUAUUCUCGUUACAUCGAGCGUUAGCUGUCUUGGACGAACAGGGGUGGAAAUGGAGGCAAUGACGUCUGUAUUGGGUGCUGCCCUUACAGUGUACGAUAUGUGUAAAGCUGUGGACAAGGGGAUGGUGAUCGGUGAAGCCAGAGUUGUUCAAAAACGAGGAGGGAAGAGUGGUGAUUGGGAAGAAGGAAUUCGUGUCAGCGAUUCCAAGGGAAACAGUAAUUAA
This is a messenger RNA of Trichophyton rubrum CBS 118892, 2148 nucleotides long. Its product is annotated as molybdenum cofactor biosynthesis protein A. The transcript has 2 exons. Gene Ontology annotation, biological process: Mo-molybdopterin cofactor biosynthetic process. Gene Ontology annotation, molecular function: metal ion binding; GTP 3',8'-cyclase activity; cyclic pyranopterin monophosphate synthase activity. The coding region runs from base 1 to 2148 and encodes 715 amino acids. The record is from RefSeq and is a predicted model, not a curated record. NCBI's taxonomy places the organism in Eukaryota, Fungi, Ascomycota, Eurotiomycetes, Onygenales, Arthrodermataceae.